Messenger RNA from Cyprinodon variegatus (sheepshead minnow), 1847 nucleotides. RefSeq names its product vestigial like family member 2 (gene vgll2a). Lineage: Eukaryota; Metazoa; Chordata; Actinopteri; Cyprinodontiformes; Cyprinodontidae. Gene Ontology annotation, biological process: regulation of transcription by RNA polymerase II. The transcript is spliced from 4 exons. Bases 135 to 1001 code for a protein of 288 amino acids. The record is from RefSeq and is a predicted model, not a curated record. Gene Ontology annotation, cellular component: nucleus.
GUCCGGUGCGUAAAGAGCGCACAGGAAGCGCGCAGUGGAGUUGUGCACCGGAUUAGUCUUUAGUGAUUCCUCUGUCCGUAUAAUCUGCGCUGCUCUCUCCAUGAAGUUUGGUUCUUCUCGGUGAGUUCUUCGCCAUGAGCUGCCUGGAUGUGAUGUACCAAGUGUUCGGUCCUCAGCCUUAUUUCAGCUCCUACAGUCCCUACCACCACCAGAAGCUGGCUUUGUAUUCUAAAAUGCAAGACCCUCAGGAGAUCAGCAGCCGGCUCGGCCCCUCGGGGCCCCCGACGAUCAAAGAGGAGGACAAGGAGCUGCCGCCGGGUGCCGAGUACCUGAGCUCCCGUUGCGUACUCUUCACCUACUUCCAGGGUGACAUCAGCACGGUGGUGGACGAGCAUUUCAGCCGAGCCCUCAGCCAGACGACUGUGUACCCGCCGCCGAGCGGACACAAGGCUGCAAGAGAUGGAUCGUUUCCUAUGAGUCAGAGAAGUUUCCCUCCAUCGUUUUGGAACAGCUCCUACCAGCCCUCAGUCUCCUCUACGCUGGGCAGCGCUCUGUCUGCCCCCCACUCAGAGAUCUCCUUCCCAGGGGACCCUUACUCCUCCACCUCCCUGCACAGCCACCUGCACCAGCCCAGCCCUGACACCUGGCACCCAUCACACCACCACCACCACCAUCAUCACCACCCUUACUCGCUAGGGGGCGCCAUAAGCACUCAGAGCUCGCCCUACACUCGUCCCGGAGUUCACGAGAUGUACGGCGCGACGUUCGACCCGAGGUACGGCUCUCUGCUGGUGCCGUCGGUGAGGUCGCAUCACAGGCUGUCGUCUGGCAGCUCCGUGCCGGGAACCAGCACCUCGCCGUGUGACCUGGGGGGAAAGGGGGAGUCAGGGACGGGGUCGGCGUGGAGCGGUGCCUUCACUGGAGCCGGAGCAGAGAUCGGACUCAACAUAGACACAGGUCUGCAGGCGCAGGAUAAGAGCAAGGAUUUGUACUGGUUUUAGAGAGCGCUCAGACUCUUCCUCACCUUCCUCUUUCUGUUUUGGCUUUUUGUCUCCGUUCCAACUCUACUCUAAGAAACUGAGGCGGGAAUCAGUUUUUUUUGUGUUUUUUUGGGGGGGUAUAACAGCUUCUGGUCUGCUUGCAGCUCUGCGUUACGGUGGACUGUGCAGCAGCAGCAGCAGUGAAGUGCAGUCCUGCUGAGCUGAACGCCGGCAGCAUGGAUGCAAAGCAAGCGUUAAAACAAAAGUGGACUCUCAGAAAGCCAGGAGGGAAUCCGAUCUGGACCGAUACGGACAAAGACAAGAGUCUGUGGUGCUGUGACAGACAGGGACUACAUUCCUAAGCUGGAAAGAAACGUCUGGGGGACAGACGGACAGAGACACAUGUGGAGUCACACUCCAAGAGGAGCUCUCGAAGGACUUGGCAGAACCUUCCAACUUGGGCCAACUGGGCUCAGACGCUGGAAGUGUGUUAUGACUGGUGGUAAAAUCUGUGCUGGUGAUCAGGAGAGGAUCUGGCAGACGAUAAAAGCAGAAGUAGUCUGGACACUUUGCCGUUUGGGGAGUCACCUUCCAAUUGGACAUAUCAGCUCAAUGUUGAUUGCAAAAUUGGGAUUUGUUGGACUUUUUACUGAUUUCUGAAGUACUUUCAACCAUGACUGCAACAACAAACCUCAUCAGAGGCCUCACUGUAUGACCCAUAAACCCUCUAAGAAGGUUUGAAAAUGGCAUCACGAUAAAGCAUGCUAACUGUAAAUCCUAUCUCAUGCCCUGUAAAUUGACAUUGUCUUUAAUGGUAUUGCACAAAGUAAAUAAAUUUCAGAGUUAAAGAUUCAGAGAUUUCCGCAA